Ananas comosus (pineapple) is the source of this 4256-nucleotide messenger RNA. Its product is annotated as pentatricopeptide repeat-containing protein At1g12775, mitochondrial-like. The record is from RefSeq and is a predicted model, not a curated record. Bases 1442 to 3763 code for a protein of 773 amino acids. Gene Ontology annotation, molecular function: protein binding. The transcript has 3 exons. NCBI's taxonomy places the organism in Eukaryota, Viridiplantae, Streptophyta, Magnoliopsida, Poales, Bromeliaceae.
CUAUGAGGGCUAAACUGCAAAAUAGGCAAACAAGUGGGAGCGAGGCUUGCUGGGCUGAUUUUAAGCCAGUUGAUGGGCCGAGUGGGCUUGACCGGUCCAACUGUCUGGCAAACGGGUAAACGGUUCUCGGGUUCGCCUUCUCCGCACUACCCACUGCCCGGUGGGUCUUGGAUUCGCGUUUAGCCUCCGCUCCGGAGAUCUGUCUAUCCGACCCGCAAGGCUUCCAUCUUCCCCAAUCUUAGAUCCUGUCGGACCUCUUUCUCCCUUCGCGUUUCUCCCAUCUCCCCCACCGCCACCGUCUACUCGCAGAUCGCCCUCGCCGCCGAUCGCACCAUCGCCGCGGGGCUCAAGCAGGCCUGCGGCGGGUUCCAUAGCGCGGCCCACGCCUGCUUUUCUGAGGGAGACCGUCGCCGGGGAGGCUGUCGCGGCCGCAACGCCGCCCUUCCUCGUCGCCCGCUUGAGUUCCGCCUGAACGCCCUUGCCUCCGGUUCACCCCACUGAGAUCGCUCCUUCACCAUUCUGCUGCUGCCAUUUUUAUUCUCCUAUUUUACUAGUAAAGUUGCUAUUUUUACUACCUUCUCUGCUACUACUCUACCAUUUAUUCUUCAGGGUCAUUACACCUCCCCGCCUCGGGCCGCGCGCCGCUCGCCAUCGGAACCCCUACCUUUUCCCUCCUCCCUCCUUGUCUUCUCCUCCCGCAGUCGCUGCCGCCGCCUCCGCCGUAGCCGCUGCCGCUGCCGCUGCCGCUAUCACUUUCUAUGCCAACGCUUCUCCUCCUUCCCUCCUCAACUCCUCUCGCUUUCCCGUAGCCGACGUUCUCCUCUCAAGAAAGCACUUGAAACCCUUCUCGCGGCGGGAGCUGCAGGGCCCCUGCCCCUGCCCUCUAAAGGUCAGCAAGGAUUCCUUCAAGAUCGCCAAAAAGCCCGCUUUCUUCCCCCACCCCCAACCCCAAGCCCAACAACCGCAACAACAACAUCAAGAACCUCUCAUCUAAAACCAAAACCAAAACCAAAACCAUCAAGCAUUGCUCAUCUGUGAUCAUCCAUGCGGUGUCGCCCAAGGUCAUCCACACCGCCCCCUUCGAUUUCAUGUCCCUCGUCUAGUGCCACACCGGGCAACUCCGACACUUCUUCUUCUACUGCAAUAGCUCUAUUGAUAGUAGAAACAGCCAUGACCCUCCUCCUCUUGCCUGCCACCGUAGUCGCAGUGUCUUUGUGGCCACAUCAUCAUCACCAUCAUUGGCAGCAAUUGUUGCAGGUGCAACAGCAGCUGCAAGACGGCUGUGCAGACGUCGAAUUGCUGAUUGGGCGGGCGGCUAUGGUGGCGGUAGCUGCGGCGGCGACGGAUCCUGUCGGCACGGAUUGGCCGGAUCCACCGAGCCAUAGAGGAAGAGAGAGAUAGAGAGAGAGAAAUCUGUUAAAGAAAUGGAGGAGGGAGAGAGAUGGAGGAGUUAGAGAAGAGAGGAAGGAUCGAACAUAUGAUUUGGACUAGCAGUUCAAUUACAAACUUAGUACUGUGCAUCACCAGACGCAAGAUCGGGAUACCUCUUGCCAGCUCAUAUCUCAAUGCAGUCCGAUCCAAUCUCGACCUCUUGUCCUAUUUAAUCCUAUCCCGGGCCCCAAACACGCUCGUGUUGUUUCCUCUCAAGUUUCAUUUGUACUCAACAACGGUUAUUGCUCCUCUUCAUAAUUCUCUAGAAACUGGUCAGCAUAUGUUGAACUCACGCAAAUAUGAAUCUGUUGUUCUCUCUCUCAAGAACAGGCUUCAGUCAGGUAGGUUGAUUGAUGUUUUGAAUUCAACCUCUGAUUUGAACUCUUCACUUAGAAUCUUCAAAUGGGCUUUGCUCCAAAAAGGAUUUCACCAUAGUGCUGAGACUUACUCCCUUAUCAUCUUGAGGCUCGGUUUAAUGGGAGACCACCAAAAUAUGGAGGCGCUUCUUAGGGAGAUGGUCCAAAUGCGGCCCCCAAAUUUAGAACCAAUGCUUGAUCAGUUGAUUCUUUCCUUUUCCCAGAAUCAUAAAUUCACUGAAGCUUUAGAGGUCUUUCAACAUGCGAGUUCUUUGAAGCUUAGAUUAUCGCUCUUAGCAUGCAAUGCUUUAUUGCGUGGUUUUGUCUUGGAAGGGAGAAGUUUUCCGUCAUUUAUGCUUGUAUAUAAGGAGAUGGUGAAAGUGGGAAUUAUUCCUGAUGUUGAAUCGUUGAAUCUUUUAAUAAAAGUUCUUUGUGGCAUUGGACGAUUUGACUUGGCACUAGACCAGCUUCAUAGGAUGAAUAAGAAAUGUUGUACUCCAAACAGCGAGACCUUUGAAAUUCUCAUAGCAGCUCUUUGCUCUAAUGACAAGGUGGAUGAAUCAGUCAAAAUUUUGAAUGAGAUGUUAGAGAGAGGCUGUACUCUCGAUCGUCAGUUUUAUAUUAGAGUUAUACCUAUAUUUUGUUGGUCAAAUAAGUUUGACGAAGCAACUAAAUUGUUUCGGAUGAUGAAAGAUACUGGUUUGCAAAUAGAGAUGGGUUUAUAUAGCAUGAUGAUUCAGUGUCUAUGUGAAAAUCUAAUGUUAAAUGAUGCUGUUGGGAUUUUCGAAGAAUUGUCAGCAGUUGGCUUUGUUGCUACGUCUUCUAUCUAUGUUGAUAUCGUGAAUGGCUAUUGUAAAUUGGGAAAAUUUUCCGAAGCUAUGAGCUUUCUGGAUGAAAACAAUGUUUGGGAAAUUGAGCCAUACAAUGCAUUGCUCAGAGGCUUAUGUGACGUGGGUAGAUUUCAUGGGGCUGUUCUUUGCAUCAAAAAGAUGUUUACAAGGGGCCUUACUAAUAUUUUUUCUUGGAAUUUUCUUAUACGAGGAUUUUGCAAUGAGGGAAAUGUUAAAAGUGCAUUUGAAGUUAUUGCUAGAAUGAUUGUUUCUUCCUUCAUGCCUGAGGAAAGAACUUACUCAGCUGUUAUAACUGCUUACUGUAAGAUGGGCUUAUUAGAGAAAGCUUUAGAUAUUUUCAAACAGGCCAAAGCCAAGAACAUGUGUAUGGAUUCAGAAACUUCCUCAGAACUUAUUGAAGGUUUGUGUGGUGUGAAGAGGAUUGAAGAAGCUACUGAGAUGUUUUACUAUCUUACUGGUAAAGGCUGUAGUCUAUCUCCGUGGGCUCUCAGUAUGUUAAUUCAGGAGACUUGUCUUGUUGGAAAAGUGUGUGAAGCCGUAAAAUUGCAUUCUAAAGCGACUUCAAAUGGUAUAUUUUGCACGCCUAUGGCAUAUGCUACGAUCAUGGUUGGACUGUUGAAUUUGAAGAAAGAAAAGGAUUUACUACCACUCCUGGCGCAGAUGUUUACAAAGGGCUGUAUACUGGAUGGACCGACCUAUGCUACUAUUGUAUGUAGUUUCUGCACAAAGAGCACAAUUCGGGAAGGUGCUGUUCUGUUUAAUAAAAUGAUACAUGAUGGCUUUUUCCCCGACUCUAAAAUGCUUGAGAUGGUAGUCUUCAAUACAACAGCAUCUUCUUUGUUGAAUAAGGUCGUGCAUAGCUUAAUUAAAGUAAUAAAUCAAGCUGGAUUGCUUAAUCCUAGAAUAUGUAACACAAUCAUCUAUGGCCUCGUGAAAGAAGGCUAUAAGCAUGAGGCUUCUAAGUUUUUGGACCAGAUGCUUGAAAAUGGUUGGGUGCCUGAUCCACAAACACAUGGUUUAUUGGUGGGGAAUGUCAACCUGGAAGAGUCUGACGAAACCGGUGAAUCCCACGAAAAUUAUUUUGAUGAUAGAGUUAGCAACAUAUUGGCUGAGGGUUUGAAUUGAGGCAGAAGAUAUUGCUAUGAACUAGGAAGUGCUGGGAGUCAUGUCUGUCCUACAACUGCAUGAAAGUAUAUUUGGCGCGUUGUUCUCGUUCAACUGCUUCAUUUUGUUCGGGGCUUCAUUGUGCUCCUUUGUAAAGGUUAAUAGGCUGCAAGCUCGAGUUGCUGGCUCUUGGUAUUGAUUGGCGAAAAUGUGUUAGCAUCUAGUACACAGGUUGCCCUUACUGUGGCUACAUCGAAAAACCUCUUCUAUAUUAAUGUUGUCAAGGGAGUAACCGUUCAGGCUAGUUGGUUUUUCUUCCUUUGAUAGUUACUUUUGUUUCCCAUUAUACCACCUUACUCUGUUAUGUAUUUUAGGAUUUUAUGUUCUUUAUUUUAAAGUUAGUUUAUUUAUUCUCAAAAUCAUUUAUAGGAUGAAUAUUUGAAAAGCAUCUAGAAAGUCCAAGUUAGUAAGCUCCUUAACUUUGAAGUAUUUACAUUGGGACUAUUUUGUGAUA